UCCUCCACAGCCACAGAGCCAGAGACUCCAAACUCGUGGUUACCAUCUCGGCACCUCGUCGGAGAACAGAGCAACCUGCCCGCCCGAGCCACUCAGAGGAAGAAGAUGGCCUCGUCCGCAUCCUUGCUCCACGCUUCCACGCUCGCCCCAGCCUCCUCGCGGCCCCUGCCGCGUCGCGGGCUCCCCCCGUCACAGCUCGACCUCCGCCCCAGCCGCCGUCACCACGGCGUCUCGGUCUCACUCGCCGCCUCGUCAUCCGCCGCGUCGCCGGAGGUGGAGAAGGAGCCCUCCUCGCCGUCCACCCCGCCGCCGGGCGAGUCCUCAGCCCUAUCGGCCGUGGCGGAGAGCGUGAAGGUGCUCAAGGAGGCGGCCAAGACGAGGAAGGUGCCGGCCCCGGAGGUGCUGGCGGCGCUGGCCAAGAUCAAGAAGGCCAAGCUCGACACCUCCGCCUUCUUCGAGACGCUCGGCGGGACCGAGUCCCCCGGCAGGACAUGGAAGCUCAUCUUCACCGCCCAGGGUAGUAAGCUCGGCAAAGGCAGCUACUUCCCGGUGACCGCCGUCCAGCGCUUCGACGCCGCGGGGCAGAGGAUCGAGAACGGGGUGUACCUGGGCCGGGCGGGGAGCCUGAGCUUCGAGGGGCGGCUGUCGUGGAAGAAGAAGAUCCUGGCCUUCGUCUUCGAGCGGGUGCGCCUCAAGCUCGGGCCGCUGGGCCCCCUGGAGAUCCCCAUCGGCGGCGGCGGCGACGUGGGCAGGGAGCCGAGCACCAAGGACCCCUUCUUCCUGUGGUUCUACGUGGACGAGGAGGUCGCGGUGGCGCAGGGCAAGGGCGGCGGCACCGCAUUCUGGUGCCGCUGCAAGCGCGUCGACGGGCAAGGGCGGCGUCCCGCCUUCUGGUACUUCGGUUUCAACAUAAUUUAGAUAGAUCAGCCAGCGUCCAUCUCUCUGUCUAGUCUGGCUGUAGCUAAAUGUUUUGGUGUUCAUCGCCUUACUGUAUAGUACUCCUACUAUACAGGUAUAUACGAUCAUGUAUGUACACAGAUGGGAUGUAACUACACUACUUCUACUUGCAUAGCUUUUCGUUCUGCCUUUGUA
Molecule: messenger RNA, 1092 nt
Organism: Aegilops tauschii subsp. strangulata
Lineage: Eukaryota; Viridiplantae; Streptophyta; Magnoliopsida; Poales; Poaceae
Source: RefSeq, a predicted model, not a curated record